Molecule: messenger RNA, 2503 nt
Organism: Aethina tumida (small hive beetle)
Lineage: Eukaryota; Metazoa; Arthropoda; Insecta; Coleoptera; Nitidulidae
Exons: 9
Coding region: 227-2206 (659 amino acids)
Source: RefSeq, a predicted model, not a curated record
GUUGCUUUUUUCACACGACACCCGUUUUUUCACCAAUUUUUUUCAAUUAGUGUGUGCUCAGUCCAAUUGGACUGUAAGUUUAUUUUGUAAUUGUUGUUAUUAUGUGUAAUUUAAUCGAAAACCCCGAACGAAUUUGCUCGUUUAACUAUGUUUCCAGCGCUUAAGCCUUCCUAUCAGUAUUUAUUAAAUGUUUAAUCGUUAACACCCAUUUACAACCAAAACAAAAAUGCAAGAAGUAAGUCCGACAGCUUCGUGCUGGUACCAGUUGGCAAAGAGGUUAAAACUGCCAAAGUUGUUCGAAAUGCCGCGACACAGACGUAACAAGAGGAGACGCAACAAAACGGCCACGCCGAAAAAGACCCCGGCCAAAGCCGCACCCAGCCAAAAUGCCAGCCAGGACCAGUCGAUGGACAAUGUUGUCAGGGCCUGUUUUGAUGACAGCCAGAGGCGCAGCAGGAGCGAACUGUCGUCGUACAACACCGUGUCACCCUCGACGCCACCCCCUAAGAUGAGUGACGUUGGGGCCCCCCUUGACCUGACCCCCAUCAAGAUGAACAGCUUCAACGUGACCAACUUGAACAUAUUGUUUGACUCGAAUUUCGUCCAUGGGGACACGAGUGAGCACUGCGGUUCGACUGGUGAAAGCACGGAGGUCACGACUGCAGACGCCGAACUAAUACAGACGCCGAGAGUCAGCAAAGUUUACCUUGUCAACGACAAGGAAUUCCCCUCUAUAAUCCAGAACAGGCAACUCCACAUGUCAAACGAAGUGAACAUAAAUCCUUAUUUAAAAGAAAAAAUUCGAGUGAAAGACAAUCAUGAUGUGACGUUCUUUAAUCCGCAGAUGUUUAAUUUGAAGGCAUCGACGCCGAUCAGCAAGAUUUGCGCACAGGACGAGAAAAUGCCAGAAUGCAGCUAUUCUGUAGACGCCCGCUUGGACGAAAUGUCGCUGAUGCAAACCAGCCCGAAGUCGUCGCGCUCGAUGAAAAUCCAAUCGCUGCACCUCAGCCAGAGGAAGACGUACAAGCCGACCCCGCGGUACGGACGUCGCGUCAGCAACAUCUCGUACUCCAGCGUGUGCAUAAGACGCCGUUCCGUCGAGAUCGACGACGGCAACGUGCGCGAAAAUCUGCUGAUGAAACUGAAGAAGUACAGCAAACUGUCGGCCAAGUGGUCGAUGAAGGUGGUGGACGUGUGCGCCCAGCUCGGCAUCUCGCUGAAGAACCUAUUCCUUAUCCUACUUAUGAUCCUACAGAGUCUGUCGUCGAUCUGCCACGCGUACCAGGAGAGGCGCAGCAAGAGGGAGGAGUGCAAGUGCGAGCAGUACCAGAAGGAGAUCGGACAGUUGAACGGCAGGAUACAGGAGCUCACCACCGAGCUCGUGGUGAUGCGGACCAGGCUGGAGAUCCAGAAGGAGGGUGAUAAGCUGAACGGUUUCCACGAGUCGCUGCGCAAGGUGCAGGACGAUUUGAAGCAAAUCGUCGAGCUGAAGUCGGAGGUCGAGAGUCUCAAGGCGCAAUUCGCCAAUUUCAAAGUGAGAAUGGGACCAUCAUCAGAAACAACAACAUCAAAUCCAGCACCAGCACCAGCACCAGCACCAGCAACCUUAGUCGUACCGACUAUAAAAAUAACGGAAGCUCCAGCAGUCCUUCCUCCUCCACCUCCGCCGCCACCGAUGCCGGCUUUACUUCCACCGCCGCCCCCGCCUCCAAUGCCUACGGCAGCGUCCAUGCCGUCCACGAAACUCUCAAGCAAAGGCACCAAACACCGCGAGGCAAUGUCCAAAUCGAAGAGCGACUCCAGACCGAUGAUCUCCUUGGACGAAAUACUGAAAGUCAAACUAAAGAAACCAGCCGAUCGUCCGACGUCCACGCCGCAGCGCCGCAGCGCCCAACCGGUCGUCUCGAUGGACAUGCUGCGACAGGUGAGACUGCGCCCGGCCAGCAGGCCGCCGCUCCGGCCCGCCUACUGCUCGACGCCCACCGGUUCGACGACGGAUCUGGAGGCGUCGACGCAAAGCACCAGUCCGCAUUCCAGUCUUAGCCGUUUGCUGAACGACGGCAGCGUAUGGAGGGUUAAACGGCUGCGCAAAGCCAGCAGAUACAGUCUCGAUUCUGUUCACAGGUCGCGCAGCAGUGCCAGCCUGGGUGCUGUUAGUUACGGCGGCUCGGAGAUGCGGGAACGCGUAGACGUGUCGGGAGCGUGAAGGUGAUUCCGGAGCUAAGGGGACGCGAUGCUGUUCAAGCAGCUUGAUACAGUUGUUUUGCAAUUUUUAUUAUUACCGUAUAUUUUAGGAUUUGGCUUCCGCUUGCAGUUAUUACUAAUUAUAUACACAAUAUACUCUUUGAUAUUUUACAAAUGCGUAAUGUAUGUAUGUAUAAAUUCAAAAUUGAUAUACAUGUGUUUAUUAAGUCCGUUUUGUUUGUGAUAAAUUAUGUGACAUACUAAUAUUGUGAUAGAAGGUGUAGGAUGAAUAUAAUGUGAAUAAAAUAAUGUAAUUAAA